AUGACGGACCACGUCCCGCUCUUACAGGGCAGUUGUUUCUGCCAGGCUGUUUCAUACGCCAUCUCUACCCCUCCGGUUUUGAGCGCGUAUUGUCACUGUUCGAACUGCCAGAGAUUGACUUCGUGUCCAUUCAUUCACACUGUGCAUUUCGACGUUUCUGCGUUCACAUGGACACAUCCAGAACCACACGAGUCUCAGUUAGACUUCUACGACAAUCCCCUCAAGCCGUACAAGCGACGAUUCAGGUGCAAAACCUGCGGCGUUGGGAUUGCGUCGUACAACUCUCACACCAACCGCGUUAGCAUAUGGGGCGCAACCUUGGGUAGAAAUGAGGAAAGGAAGAUUGUUGGGUGGGAUAUUGCGAAGCCAACUGCUCAUAUUUUCUAUGGAACGCGGAUGCUGGAUGUCAAUGACAGUUUGAGUAAAUGGGAGGGAUAUGAAUCGAAAUCAGAAAGAUUGGACUAG
Suillus paluster is the source of this 465-nucleotide messenger RNA. Its product is annotated as Mss4-like protein. The coding region runs from base 1 to 465 and encodes 154 amino acids. Gene Ontology annotation, molecular function: carbon-sulfur lyase activity. The record is from RefSeq and is a predicted model, not a curated record. NCBI's taxonomy places the organism in Eukaryota, Fungi, Basidiomycota, Agaricomycetes, Boletales, Suillaceae. The transcript has 2 exons.